Messenger RNA from Sipha flava (yellow sugarcane aphid), 459 nucleotides. Its product is annotated as tigger transposable element-derived protein 6-like. The transcript has a single exon. NCBI's taxonomy places the organism in Eukaryota, Metazoa, Arthropoda, Insecta, Hemiptera, Aphididae. Bases 1 to 459 code for a protein of 152 amino acids. The record is from RefSeq and is a predicted model, not a curated record.
AUGAUAUUUAUUGAUAAGGCAUGGAAAAAAGUGGCUCCUUCUACGAUACUCAAGUGUUUUAAAAAAUCGGGAUUUACCAAAAAAAUUCAAGAAACAGAAAACGACCAGUUAAAUAUUGAAUCGAUACAAUGGAAUUCCCUGCCAACUCAAGAAAAUGUAUCUUUCACUGAUUAUGUCAAUGUAGAUGAAGAUGUUGCUGUAUGGGGAGUCUUCUCUGAUGCCGAAAUUUUGGAAAAUACAUUAAGCAUUGAUGAAGACAAUGAAGAUGACACAAGUCCUCUACCUCUUGUGACUUUAAAAGAAGCCAGUUUAUCCUUGGAAAAAUUACGAAAUUUCUCGCUCCAGUCAGAAGUCACUGUUGAGGUUUUUGAUGCUUUAUUUACUAUAGAAAAUACUAUUGAAAAAAUUAAACUAAAUUCAAUGAAGCAGAAAACCAUAACAGAUUUCUUUAAAAAAUAA